Messenger RNA from Cuculus canorus (common cuckoo), 2353 nucleotides. RefSeq names its product diacylglycerol O-acyltransferase 2. The transcript has 9 exons. The coding region runs from base 547 to 1800 and encodes 417 amino acids. The record is from RefSeq and is a predicted model, not a curated record. Gene Ontology annotation, cellular component: endoplasmic reticulum membrane. Lineage: Eukaryota; Metazoa; Chordata; Aves; Cuculiformes; Cuculidae. Gene Ontology annotation, biological process: lipid metabolic process.
UGUGUUCUCACCAAGCAGGAGCCUCGCAGAUGACGUUUUUGGGCGGCUCUGGAGGGGAGUCACAGUAGCAGAGCAUGACAGCGGUUUGUGAAAUACCUAAAGCACAAACGGUACCGUUCCUGGGGGCAGCCAGUGCUGGCAGCGGUACCUUGCCAAGGAUUGGUGGCUGCCCUUUGUGACAGCAGUUCCUCACUGAUCCCAGUAACACCUCGUCCUCCCAAGGACCAUCAGCUCUUCUCCUCGCUCUGCAAGCUGGGGCUGGAGCGAGUCCACUCCCCUGCACAGCGCACGGUUUACCCUGGAUCAGCUGGUUAAAGCAGCUGGAUACACAAUCCACUCCGGUAUUUCCAAACUCACCCUUUACAACCUUUUGGCACAGGGGCUGGUGCAGAACUUCUCUCCACCAUGAAAACCAUCAUUGCAGCCUGUUCCCAAAACCUCAGAGACCGCUUAGGGGAAAGGCAGGCGUUGGGAGCGCUUUGGGGUGAGCGGCACUAACGGGAAUGAGUUUUCUGACAACGCAUUCGGUAGCGUUGUGCCCUCAAGAUGCUCCAGUGUGCUGCCCAUUCCCCUUCGCCUUUCCUUGCUUCUCUGGGCUGCCAAGUCCACAUUUCUGCGUUUGAAGAGACUCCUGUGGCCAUGGACGGGGCCGGCGGCAGAGCCUCUGGGGUUUCUCCAGUUUCUGUCUGCGGUCUGCGUGUUCAUGAAGUGUUUCGGGGGAGCUGGAAAAGGGAACUCAACCAAGCAGUGUUUGGCAGCCGUGCCAGCGUCCAGCCCGCCCUGCGUGCCCUGCUCGCAGCGCCCUGGCCCUCACAGCGAGCCGUCCGCUCCUGGCUCCAGCUCCUCUCCGUACUGCAGUGGGUGCUCAGCUUCCUGCUGCUGGGAACCGUCAGCCUCCUGCUCCUCAUCUACCUGGUGUUCACCAGGUUCUGGCCCAUCUCCGCGCUCUACCUCGCCUGGAUCAUCUUUGACUGGGACACACCGGAGAAAGGUGGCAGGAGGCUGCCGUGCCUGCGGCGAUGGUCUGUGUGGAGGCACUUUCGGGAUUAUUUCCCUGUGAAGCUAGUGAAGACACAUGACCUGUCCCCCAGCCACAACUACAUCAUUGGCUCCCAUCCCCACGGCAUCCUCUGCGUCGGCGCCUUCUGUAACUUCAUCACGGGCUCAACGGGCUUCGGGGAGAUGUUCCCAGGCAUCCGACCCUUCCUCACCACCCUGGCCGGCAACUUUCGCCUGCCCAUCUUCAGGGAGUACCUGAUGAGUGGUGGUCUGUGCCCAGUGACACGCCGUGCCAUCGGCUACCUGCUGUCCAAGAACGGCACUGGCAACGCAGUGGCCAUCGUCAUCGGUGGAGCAGCUGAGUCGCUCUCCUGCCGCCCUGGUGUCACCACGCUCAUCCUGAAGAACCGCAAGGGCUUUGUCCGCAUGGCCCUGCAGCACGGAGCCUACCUCGUCCCUUCCUUCUCCUUUGGGGAGAACGACCUCUUCCGCCAGGUGGUCUUUGAGGAGGGCAGCUGGAUGAGGAGCAUCCAGCAGCGCUUCCAGAAAAUGAUGGGCUUUGCUCCCUGUGUCUUCUAUGGCCGGGGUCUCACCUCUGUCCGGUCCCGGGGCUUCCUCCCCUACGCCAGACCCAUCACCACCGUGGUGGGGGAGCCGGUGACAGUGCCCAAGAUCGAGGACCCGAGCUGCGAGACGGUGGACAUGUACCACGAGAUGUACAUCCGCUCCCUGCUCAAGCUCUUCAAUGAGAACAAGACAAAGUACGGGCUGUCGGAGACGGACGAGCUGCACAUCCUCUGAGCGUGACCGGCGCCGGCGGCCAGAUCCUGGCUCACAAGGGCGCCUGGCUCUUGUGGGUUGGGAUUUCAGCCGGCCCGGCACGGGGAACACGUGGGGGACAGUCCCCGCUCCGGCCCUUGGCUCCUCUGGCUGAAAAGUCUGUGCCGGAGGUGCGAGGAGAGGAGGAAACGAGGGGUGGGGGAGACUGGGAAAGGAUCCCCCUCGAAAGGGGGUUGAAGGGACUGUGGGUGACACAGCCGUUCCCCGAGGAUGCGGGGCUGAUGGGGGGGGGCUGGUGCAAGGCUGGGGGCCAGCGAUGGGCAUGGUCCCCCCAGGACAACCAGGAGACCAUGAGUGAGGGGGUGUCACAGAAGGGGGGGGAUGAGAUGGGCUCUUCAGGGUGGUGUCCAGAUAAUGAGAGGGACUGGGAUGGAAAAGGGGGACACUCCCGGACUUGAGGACCUGUGGAAGUGGCCUCAGCUGGGACUAUGUGGCACUGGGCAAGGGGCGGGUACUGCUCUGGCCCCAGAAGAGCCUUUUCCGAGCCUCUGUACUCAAUACAGAUUUGCAACCC